Messenger RNA from Kockovaella imperatae, 1380 nucleotides. Its product is annotated as putative COP9 signalosome complex subunit 4. Bases 1 to 1380 code for a protein of 459 amino acids. Gene Ontology annotation, cellular component: cytosol; COP9 signalosome. The transcript is spliced from 10 exons. NCBI's taxonomy places the organism in Eukaryota, Fungi, Basidiomycota, Tremellomycetes, Tremellales, Cuniculitremaceae. The record is from RefSeq and is a predicted model, not a curated record.
AUGGACGUGGACAAUGAUGGAGAGAGCGUCAGGGAAAAGCUGAAAGCCAUAGAUCUCAAUAACGAUCACAAGGAGAGAGCAACCGAGUACAUGUCAGUCUUGGACUCGCUUCUGCAAAAUGGAUUGACCAGCUCGACUCCCUUGAUCACAUUUGCUAAGCACUUCAUCCAUUCGAAUACUCUGCCUAUGGUGACCGCACGUCGUGUCUUUGACUCGCUCGUCCUGGUCUUGUGUGCUGGAACGCCUCUUCAAACUGUGAAAGCGACGGAGGGAGAAGAUGAGAAGUGGUUGGAGAAGGGCAAGAACGCAUUUGCUGGCGAGAAUGGCCAUGAAUUGAGGCGCGAAGCUGUAGAAGGUGUCCGAGAGGCUGGGCAAGGCGUGACAUGGUGUGAUGAGCAGAUGACGACCUUGUCUCGCUUGGAGGCACAUCUUCUUGAGCAGGAGGAGGACUGGCUAGGCGCUGCGAGAGCUUUGAUACGGAUUCCGCUCGAGGGGACGUCGAGAAUGAUCCCAGACGAGGAGAAGGUAUCAGUGUAUGUCAAGAUCGUCAGACUGCUCCUAGAGUGCCAAGAAUGGGGUCAAGCCCAGACCUAUUUCUCCCGAGCGUCUUUGCUCAUCCACACUUGUCACGAUAAAGAGACAUUGCUUGCCUACAGGCUAUCACAGGCGCGUCUUUUCGAUUUUUCAGCUCGUUUCAAUGAAGCCGCUCAGAGAUACCAUGAGAUCUCGUUCGAAUCCAUUAUCGACGAAGAAGAUCGGUUGCAAAUGCUAAAAGCAGCGGUGACAACGUCCAUCCUGGCGCCCGCAGGACCACAGCGAUCCCGUAUACUCGCCGCGUUGAAUCGAGACGACCGAGUGCAUUCAUCUCUCCCGCCGGCACUCAGUACGAUGUUGCGAAAGAUGCUUCUGGAAUACAUCGUCAGACCCGAAGAGGUCAGAGAGUUCGAGUUAGGUCUGGAAGAGCAUCAGCGAGCUACGGUCGAGGGCGGUGGUACGGUUCUGGAGCGUGCUGUCAGAGAUCAUAAUGUCGGCGCGUGUGGAAAGGUCUACGAUAACGUCAGCUUUGACGCUUUGGCAUCAAUCCUGGGUCUUGAUGCAGACUCGGCAGAGAUCACCGCACGAAAGAUGAUCGAGCAGGGGCGACUCCGCGCGUGGAUUGAUCAACCUCUUCACCUGCUAUACUUCGAGUCUAGAGUGGCUCAUGACACUGACGCCGAUGCGCAAGGCACUGCUGGUGGUCUCGGCGUAGAGCGAGUGGAGAAGGAGGUCGAGCCCGUUAGCUGGACCGAACGAUGGGACGACAGGAUCAGGGCAACAAGCAUGAAGGUGGAGGCUCUCGCAGCUGCUAUACAAGCCAAGAAUCUGAUCACGCCGGCUUGA